Cotesia glomerata is the source of this 1846-nucleotide messenger RNA. RefSeq lists its product as uncharacterized. The record is from RefSeq and is a predicted model, not a curated record. The coding region runs from base 385 to 1728 and encodes 447 amino acids. Lineage: Eukaryota; Metazoa; Arthropoda; Insecta; Hymenoptera; Braconidae. The transcript is spliced from 8 exons.
GAGUGCCUUCGAAUCACCCAGACCGAGUCCACGCUUUCAGGUGUACGUACUAAAUAACUAAACAACGCAGUUUGUCAAGUAUUUAUCUACUUUUCGUGUUUUAUUUUGAAGAUUUUGAUUUUUAUUACACGACAAAAAUUAAUUAAAGACUCACGUCAUAAAUUUUUUUUCAGUUAACUCCUGGAAUUAGUGUGUGAAAAUUGGUAGAUUGUCAUCAUGAUAACGAAUGACGGAAAUGUGACGUGAUCAUCAAAGAAAUUUUUAACUGUUCCGACAAAUUGUUUGUAUUUGAUAACACUCAUCUGUAAACGCUUUUUAGUAGUAUAGUCUUGUUAUAAAAGUGCUAUUGUACUUAUUUAGACGCUAAUAUUAAUUUGACAGUUGAUGAAAAAAAUAAAUAUGAGCAAGUAUUUGUAUAAAGCGAGUGGAUUUACCAUGUGGUUCAUCGUGUUAGUCAUCGCAGCUCUUCACCAGGUCACCGGUCAGUUACUCGACACAGAGUUCCAGCCAACAGUCACUGCGACCUGCAAAGAUGGAUAUAUGACAAUAAGAUUAAAUCUUAAUGACAGUUUCGUUGGAGCUCUUCAUGCGCGUGACUACAGGACUUCCCAGUGCAUGGUCGCUGGUAAUGGCUCUAAGCAAGCGACUCUUGGUAUUAAUCUUCUUGCUGUUCAUGGAGCACCUGACUAUUGUGGUGUUAUUAUCAAUAAUAGUACCGAAGAAAGAUCAUUACCAAUAGCCGUGAGAAUUCACAAGACACUAGAAUUAGCGGAUGACAAAUUUUAUGUGAUAACUUGCGGUAAAGCCGGAUUUAAAAAUGCCAAAAAUGAAACAUCUUUGGUGUCACUGCGUCUUCUGGAUUCCGGCCGUCGCGUGCAAGAGGCAAUCUACGGUCACAACUACACGCUGCGUGCAGAAAUAUCGCGACCUGACGGAAUGUACGGAAUCAGAGUAAAGUCUUGCUUCGCAUUCAACAAGCGAAACAGCAGCGUUCAGCUGAUCGACGAUCGUGGCUGUCCGGUCAAGAACCAUGUCAUCACUAAGUUUAUCUAUGAUACAAACACGGGAAUUGCUGACGCAACUCUCUACUCGAUGUUUAGAUUUCCUGAGAGUCCUCAGGUUCAUUUUCAGUGUGACAUUGCCGUCUGUCGGGGAAGCUGUGGAAUUCCGGUGUGUGAAGGUGAAGAUGACUUGGGACUAAAAGGUCCACCUGGUAAUCGUCAAAGUGUAUCAGGGGAAGAAGGAAUUUUAUUGGCUGGCACAAGUGUAUUUGUGUUAAACCCCGGAGAGACACCUGUGGUGCAGACGCUAUACGAUGACGGAGCGGUGCAUCCGCAAUGGCUGCUGUGGUUAGCCGUCGCAUUUGGUAUUCUCUUCCUCAUAAUGCUUAUCAUCAACAUACUCCUGUGCUCGGCGAUGACAUGCAGCUGCGCGAGAACGGAAAUAAUUGAAAAGGAGCCGUCGAUUAUCGAGGACUACGAUCCCUAUCGCAGUUGGCCGGGGUCUCAAUAUGGCUCCAGAUACUCGCUGAACGGUAAACCGGGCGGUUAUCCAUCCGGAGGAUCAACUAUGAACUCAACGAGAUCAAUAUCAACAAACAGUGAUCACUAUGCGAUCGUCCAGUCCCGCCCUGGCAGCAGGUACUCGGGCCCUGGACACAAGCACCACCAUCAUCAUCAUCACAGAGGACCGCCGUCUAAUAUCGGAUCCCACUAUUCAGCCAAGUGAUUUAUAUCGAGGAGAGGCUACACUCUAUAUAUAUUAUUAUAAAUUAUAAUUUAUAUCAAACUCGCUCCAUUGAGAUCAGAGAUCCCUGGCAACUCCGAGAUCUGAUGACUAUGAUCGU